AGGUAAGGUAAUCUUGGUGACUGGAAAUCCAAGAAUCAAAGACCUGUUCAGCCAGUUCUUUUUGUGUUGGGAAAACAUUGCUUCAAGAGAUCUACCUUGCUCAGAGUCAGCCCCGCAAAUAUAUAAGUGAACGUUGCCUGAAUCUCCUCCAUCGACUUCUGGCCGAGAACGACUUAAGAGCCUGAGGUUCCACAAUCCAGGACUCAGCUCCCACCCGGGUCUCCAGGAAGGAGGAGAGCCCAUCACACGCUUGCUUCUCUUGGAUUCCAGGUUGGAAACUGAGUCAGGCACCUAGCAGCGGAGAGAAACAGGGAUCAGAGUCCAAUUUAUCUGUUCUCUGCAGUCUGUCGGAGAAACUCUGCUGGACAGCAAGAGUCUGAAGAUUGGACGGGAACUGACUCACGUGGAAUCUUUUCACGACAAGACCAAGUAACAGAGUCUGGAACAUGUCAUCCCUGUUCUCGAGGGACACCAAGAGCUUGGUCAGAGAGCUGGGCAGGAAAGAUGAACUGGUGCCUGUGAACAGCCUGGCCAGUGCCCUGCACCUGCGCCUCUUCUGCCUGGUGAGGAAGAAGCACAGGCACCACCUUUGCCCUUGGGACCCCCUCAUCGCCACGGACUUCUCCCUCAUGGAUGCCUUAGAGCCUGGCUCCCCCAUCCCAGAGGUGAGCCGGAGUGAACCCAUCCACAUCCAGGAGACGGUGGCAGCAGCCAUGAUGGGGGCCAUGAGCAUGGGCACCAGCGGGCUGCUGGGGAAUGUGACCGGGGGCGGCGUGGCGACCCGCAGCUCUGCCCUGGCUGUGCAGACUCUCAGGGUGUCCCCCAGCACCUGGGAGACUCUGGUGGAGACGAGGAAACUGAGGACUCCGAGGCCCUUGUUCCUCAGGGAUCUGCUGAGCCAGAAGCGGGAGAGCCUGUACGUGGUGACGGAGGCCGUGGAGGUUAUGGAGGCCACCACGCUUCAGAGCCUCAGCGGAGCAGAGGGAGCAGGGCAGCUGUCCUUCCUCGGGCUGGGCCUUCUCAAGGUACAGGGGGGCCACAUUCAGGGUGCGGGGGUGCUGAGAGCCACCGAGGAGCCCCACCCCGCCACCCGAAUGCCGGCCAAAGAGCUGCCCCACUGAAGACCCACGUGCACCAGGAGUGGAGUUCCCGGGCGCUUGGGUCUUGUGUCGUGGUUCUCAA
Molecule: messenger RNA, 1182 nt
Organism: Sus scrofa (pig)
Lineage: Eukaryota; Metazoa; Chordata; Mammalia; Artiodactyla; Suidae
Product: gasdermin-D-like
Biological process (GO): pyroptotic inflammatory response; defense response to bacterium
Molecular function (GO): phosphatidylinositol-4,5-bisphosphate binding; phosphatidylinositol-4-phosphate binding; phosphatidylserine binding
Source: RefSeq, a predicted model, not a curated record